Molecule: messenger RNA, 484 nt
Organism: Ambispora leptoticha
Lineage: Eukaryota; Fungi; Glomeromycota; Glomeromycetes; Archaeosporales; Ambisporaceae
Source: the annotation of a GenBank genome assembly
UAAUUGUCGCCAAAAACGAGCUGGUAAACGAAAAAAAUGUGUGGAAAUAAAUAAAAGCUACAAAGACCAGCCAGAAAUUAUUGAUAUAGAUUAUUUGGAUCAUAUUCUUACAGAGCUAUUAGAAGAUGCGCAAGAAAAUGGUCUAGAAUUUUGUUUCUGUUAUGAAAUAAUUAUCGAUAAUCAUAGCUCAACUAAGGAGAUUGCAAAUGAUGUUGUUGAAUUAAUUGAAGAUAUUGAUAAGUAUAAUUGGGUAUACAAUCACCAUUAUACGGGUAAAAACUUAAUUACAUAUUGGUACAUCUGCUCUCAACGAGAUGUUUUGGCCAAAAAGCCACGUAAGCAUAAUGAUCCGUCGAAAUGGAGAGAUGUUCAAUCUAUGCAAAGAUUUGAGUGUGGUGGUUUUAUAAAAGUCUCAAUAAAUGAAGCCACACAAAUGGCCGAAGUAACUCUUUAUCAUAAAGACCUGCAUAGUAAACCUGUUGAU